Messenger RNA from Salvelinus fontinalis (brook trout), 1782 nucleotides. RefSeq names its product transmembrane protein 263-like. The transcript is spliced from 3 exons. NCBI's taxonomy places the organism in Eukaryota, Metazoa, Chordata, Actinopteri, Salmoniformes, Salmonidae. The record is from RefSeq and is a predicted model, not a curated record. The coding region runs from base 388 to 789 and encodes 133 amino acids.
UAUGUAUUCCGUCUGCCCCGUAGAACACAUAAGAUAUGUAGCACUCAUGAAUAAAAUAGAGAGAGCUGGAGCCUGUUUGAGGUGACGCAAGAUCCGGAGAAAACGAGUGCAGUAGUUGAGGCGCCACGUCGGCAGAACCAACAAGAUACAUCCUAUAUUUUUGAAGGAAAGUUUGAAACCGCAAAAGUACGAUUUUACGUGCGUUAAAAUACAGGACAACACGCUAUUAAAGUAUAGCUUUGAAUAGAGGAGUUUGAACAAAAGUAAAAAGGCACCGGGGGCUGAAAAUUGUAGUAAUAUUUUCAGGAAACAAACGAGCGCACCAAUUAUUCGUCUCAGGUGCGUAGCAGUCCCUUCUACAAGCGGGCAUCAGAAAUUACUGGAAACAUGGUGAAGAACGUGAACGCCACCCCAGAGCCCCAGCCUGAAGGUUGUCUCGUGGAAGAAGAACCUGAGUUAACUGGAAGCGAGCCCACAGCAGAUGAGGGGAAGGAUGCAGGUAAGGAGCACCCCGAGGCCCAGCCAGGCAUGAUCUGGCGGGUCGGGGGUGGCCUGUUCCGUGCCAGUAAAACUGUGGUGGGCGCCACGGUAGGAGGAGUUGCCUGGCUCGGCGGGAAGAGUCUGGAGUACACUAAAUCAGCAGUUACUUCAGUCCCCUCAAUGAGCGUCAGCCUGGUGAAAGGGGUCGCCGGGGGCGUGUCAUCGGUCGCCGGGGGCGUGUCAUCAGUGGGUUCCACGGUAGCUGGCAAAGUUCCGUUCAGAGCCAAGACAAAGGACAAGGCAGAGUGAGGAGGAGAUGAUGAUGGACACGCAACACAAUGCAUCGCCCCACCGACUGAGCCAUAAGAGGAAGUGAUGAGUUGAAGCUAGUCGCCAUGUUUUCAAAGUGGAUUGAUUUCGUUAGUUUUUUUUUCUUCGUUUGUACAUCAUUCACUAAGUUGUACCUGGAGAAACAACAUGUUCAGUAGUGCCUUUUGUAGCCUCCCCCUUCUUUCCUUGUUUUUUUUUUUUGUCAAUUAAAAAAAAUCGGUGUUUUUGUUAGUGUUGAAGAGGGAGAUUACUAUUUAUUCAGGCCAGAGGUCACAAUUGUCCCCCUCGCCAUCUAUUCCCCCCCCCCCCCCCAAACACCAUUUCACUGAGCAGUGUGUACAGGGGGUCUUCAUCCAAACCUACAUGGUCCCCUGAAGCCUUAAGACAAUGUAAAGCAGUUAUAUAAGGAGGGAGAGAGAUAAACAGGCAUGCUAGGUUGGGUUCUUCUCUUCCACCAUUUAAAGCCUGGUUUGUGGUUUAUAAUGUGCUGGAAUUUUUGUAUGAGUUUUUUUUUUGUGACCGCAAACCCAAACACAGAACAUUAGCUUGUUUCGAAAUGGUACAGUGAACCAUGUGAAGAUAGCUUUUUGGGUCUUCUGAAAAGAGUUUGAUAGCAUUUCCAAAAUAAGAGUUGGAGGUGAUGUGGUUCUGAGAGCCAAUAGCCCUGUUUAGGUUGUUGUGGUAAAACGAUAUGAUCACUUUAAUCAUGGUUAUUCAGUAGAUGCAUAUAUGAAAUGGAGACGUCAUAAAUUUUACACAAAAUAAAAUAUCUAUUUAUUGAUGGACUUGUUUCUCUACUGUCUGUCUUUGGUCCUUUUAUAAUGUUUCUAUGGAAACUCAACAUUUCAAUGCAACAGUUUGGGUUUGUUUCUGUAUUCUGCCACAACUUGGCUGUUGCUGGUAGAGAAUGCUGAUAUGACUGUCUGGCAUGCUUGUACUUUCCAACAUAAUAAAGUCUCGUGGGAAGUUUGA